This is a messenger RNA of Carcharodon carcharias (great white shark), 3505 nucleotides long. RefSeq names its product ubiquitin like modifier activating enzyme 6 (gene uba6). Gene Ontology annotation, biological process: protein sumoylation. The coding region runs from base 257 to 3328 and encodes 1023 amino acids. The record is from RefSeq and is a predicted model, not a curated record. Gene Ontology annotation, cellular component: SUMO activating enzyme complex; cytoplasm. NCBI's taxonomy places the organism in Eukaryota, Metazoa, Chordata, Chondrichthyes, Lamniformes, Lamnidae. Gene Ontology annotation, molecular function: SUMO activating enzyme activity. The transcript has 33 exons.
GGAAGUGUUUGCUGCUGCAAGGGGCGAGGUGAAAGGUCACUCAUUCACUUAGCAACAGCGCCAGCCAGUCGGGAGCACCGGGUCUGUCGGUAAAAGCCAGAGAUUCACCGUCUGUCUGCUCACCGGUAGAGCCUUCAGUGAGUUACCCCAGCCGGAGAGAGCGGCCUGUGUCGGCUGCGUAUUCAGGCUGAGCACCAGGAGCGGCUGUGUCCAGAUAGGCCCAGAGCAGGAGGAUUCUGGUGAACAGCAGGAGAAAAUGGCAGCUGGCAAUAUGGAAAUUGAUGAUUCCUUGUACAGCCGGCAGCGCUACGUUCUCGGAGACAAUGCAAUGUAUCAGAUGGCUCAGUCUUGUGUUUUCCUAAGUGGAAUUGGUGGAUUAGGUGUUGAAAUUGCAAAGAACAUUAUUCUUGCAGGCAUAAAGACACUGACCAUCCAUGACACAAAACCAUCUGAAACUUGGGACCUAGGCACUAACUUCUUUCUGCAUGACGAUGAUGUGGCCAGUCACAGAAACAGAGCUAAGGCCACUGUUUUACAACUUGCAGAGUUGAAUCCUUAUGUUCAGGUCAAUAUAUCCAAUAUACUUUUGGAUGAAAAUACAGACCUUGGCUUCCUGCAGCAUUAUCAGUGUGUGGUUUUGACAGAGACUAGACUUUCACUUCAAAAGAGGAUAAAUGACUUUUGCCACGCACAGCAACCACCAAUCAAGUUCAUUAGCGCUGAUGUAUAUGGAGUGUUCUGUCGUGUGUUCUGUGACUUUGGAGAUCACUUUGAAGUAGCUGAUCCAAAUGGAGAAGAACCAAAAGAAAUCUUCAUUCAAAAUAUCACACAGUCCAAUCCUGGAAUCAUUACGUGCAUGGACAAUCGUAAUCAUGGAUUGGAAACAGGCCAGUUUGUAACUUUUCGGGAAGUCAAUGGGAUGACAGAGUUAAAUGAAUCCGUGCAGCAAGUAACUGUUUUGUCCCCAUAUUCCUUUAGUAUUGGAGACACUUCAAGUCUUACGCCAUAUUUACAUGGAGGAAUUGCUGUGCAGCUGAAAAUGCCGAAACAAUUUACAUUUGAAAACAUGGAGAGACAACUUUUAAAUCCUCAAUGCGUGAUCAUAGACUACAGCAAACCUGAGGCACCUCUGCAGAUUCAUAUAGCCAUGCUGGCCUUGGAUAAGUUUCAAGAGCAAUACAAACGUCUGCCAAACAUAGGGUGUCUCCAAGAUGCAGAUGAACUGUUGAGAUUGGCUAUCAUUGUAAAUGAAGCGCUGAAAAAUAAGGAUGUUGUAAAUCAAGAGAUUGUUAAGUGGCUUUCAAAGACAGCAAGAGGAUGUUUGGCCCCUCUUACUGCUGCAUUUGGUGGAAUCAUCAGCCAGGAAGUCCUGAAGGCACUCACGGGCAAAUUUUCUCCUCUUCACCAAUGGCUAUAUUUUGAUGUGAUGGAGAUUGUUCAGGCCCUUGAAGAUACUAGUAGUGAUCAGUUCCAACCAAGAGGAGAUCGAUAUGAUGCUCUGCGUGCAUGUAUUGGAGAAUCCAUGUGUCAAAAACUCAACAACCUCAAUGUUUUCAUAGUUGGAUGUGGUGCAAUUGGCUGUGAAAUGCUUAAGAACUUUGCUUUGCUUGGUGUUAGCACUGGCCAUGAAAGAGGAAUGAUAACUAUCACAGACCCUGACUUAAUAGAAAAAUCCAAUCUAAACAGACAGUUUCUCUUCAGACCUCGACACAUACAGAAACCAAAGAGCUACACAGCUGCAUCAGCCACCUUGGCGAUAAAUCCCCAGAUAAAAAUAGAUUCUCACCUAAACAAAGUGUGUCCAUCCACAGAGAACAUUUAUGGUGAUAAUUUUUACAGCCAAAUGGACGUUGUGAUCACCGCACUGGAUAACGUGGAAGCAAGGAGAUAUGUUGACAGUCGAUGUGUAUCAAAUCAGUGUCCUCUUCUAGAUUCAGGAACUAUGGGUACAAAAGGACACACUGAAGUCAUUGUGCCAAACCUGACAGAGAGUUACAACAGCCAUCGCGAUCCUCCUGAAGAAGAAAUCCCAUUUUGCACGUUAAAAUCCUUUCCAGCAUUAAUUGAACACACAAUACAGUGGUCGAGAGAUAAGUUUGAAAGUUCAUUUUCAUACAAACCCUCAAUGUACAACAAGUUUUGGGAAAACUAUAAAUCAACAGACAAUGUUCUACAGCGAAUGCAAACUGGAGAGAGUUUAGAAGGAUCAUUUCAAGCAAUUAAAUUACUUAAUAGGUGGCCUACAGAUUGGCAGGAGUGUGUGGCUCUGGCACGAGUAAAAUUUGAAAAAUAUUUCCAUCACAAGGCAGUUCAACUUCUGCAUUCAUUCCCACUAGAUACUAAACUGAAGGAUGGAAGCUUAUUUUGGCAGUCACCAAAGAGGCCACCCUGUCCAAUGCAGUUCGACAUAAAUGAUGAGUUGCACUACAGUUUUGUAUUAAGUGCUGCAAGACUUUUUGCAACAAUUUACAAGAUACCUUAUAUGGAACAGGACAUAUCUAAGGAAGCUAUUUCCCAACUACUGUCCAAGGUUGAGAUUCCAAAGUUUACACCUUCUGCAAAACAAAUAGAAACUGAUGAAAACGUAAAGAAAUCUGACCAGGCAAAACUCGCAGUAAGCAGCGAAGAGGAACGAGUGGCCAUUGACCUGUUGAACAAAGCUAGAAGAACUGGAAUGGCAACCAAAACUCGCCUUCACAUGGUGCCAAUCUCCUUUGAAAAAGACAAUGACAGCAACGGGCACAUUGACUUCAUAACAGCUGCUUCCAACAUACGAGCAAAGAUGUACAGCAUCAAUACGGCAGACAGGUUAAAGACGAAAAGGAUUGCUGGUCGGAUCAUUCCUGCCAUAGCAACUGCAACUGCAGCAGUAUCAGGGCUGGUUGCUGUAGAGUUAAUUAAGAUCGUUGAAGGCCAUCCCUUUGAAGCAUACAGAAAUUGCUUCUUUAACCUGGCUAUUCCUGUUGUAGUAUUUACUGAACCAGCUCCAGUUAAGAAAACACAAAUAAGGAAUGAGAUAUCAUUUACAAUCUGGGAUCGAUGGACCAUUUAUGGAAGAGAGGAUUUCACGCUGUUAAAUUUCAUAAAUGCUGUCAAAGAAAGAUACAGCAUUGAGCCAACUAUGGUGGUUCACGGAGUGAAGAUGUUGUAUGUACCAGUCAUGCCAGGACACGUGAAGCGACUAAAACUAACAAUGCAGAAGUUGGUGAAACCAGCAUCAGAGAAGAAGUAUGUUGAUUUGACUGUGUCUUUUGCACCUGAAUCCGAUGGUGAUGAAGAUCUGCCAGGUCCCCCUGUGAGAUACUAUUUCAGACCUGAAGAGAAUUGAGCCCAUGCUUGCUAUGGAUGCUUCAGCCCCUUGAACCAACUUCCACAGAAGUGGAGAAGCACUCACCUAAUUUGCUAAAUUGUUCUGUUUUAUUGUGAUGUAAAUGUCUCUGUAAUCUCCUGCACGUCACCCAAUGCAGACUGCCUUAAUAGCGGCAAUAAAAUCGAUGUUUUCAAA